CCAGCGGGGUGCAGCGGGGGGGCUCUCAGGUUGGCAGCAGCUCCUUUGUGAUAGAUCCGCGGCAGCAGCGGAGGAUCGUGCCGCGCCCUUUCUGCUCCUCCUGGGACUCACAGCGCGGAUCACUCCGCACAGGUGACAGCCGGAAGCAAGUCUGCGCGCAGGUGACCGACACUAUCCAGCAAGUCUGUGGACACGAGAAGAAAAGAAUAAACGUGGAAUGGAGGCUCGAGAGAAACAGAGAGAAUAAGAACAGUUUGUAUUGUGUCGCGUGCUUCCGUCCGCACCUUGAGCUCCGGAGGUGAGGGCGCGCGCAGCCGGAGACGCCUUCAGGUACAGCAGCACAUUGUUUCUCAACUCGACGCGCAUCUGGAUUUACUAUCAACGAGUGACUUCAACUAGAAGAGAGGAGAGCAGGGACCCACCAGCCGUGCAGCGAAGGCCUCAGAGACUCUUCACCUGUCCGGCCAAUGGCAUGCCGAUCUCCAGCCCGGCGGAGAGGGCGAGUCUGAGUGACGCGCCGGACCGUCGCCUCUGCUUCCCGCCAAGAGCUCUUCUCUGAUCCCACAUCCAGCCGACGCUUCUCAACAUGGACACCCUGACGGACGACACGGAGGGAUGCUACUACAACCGCACCGUCAAAUUCUUCUAUGAGAAGAGCGGCAAGAACAUCAGCAUGUACUGGCGCAGCCGCGACUACGUGAUCGUCACUCUGGGCAUGACGGUCUGCUUCAUCGUCAUCUUUUCCAACCUGUUGGUCAUGGGCGCCAUUAUAAAGAACCGACGCUUUCACUACCCCAUCUACUACCUGCUGGGUAACCUGGCUGUGGCAGACCUCUUCUCAGGUGUGUCCUACCUCCACCUGAUGUUUCACACCGGGCCUUGGACCAUAAAACUCACGAAGUACCGCUGGUUUGUGCGACAGGGACUGAUCGACACCAGCCUCACCGCCUCGGUCCUCAACCUCCUGGCUGUGGCGGUGGAGCGCCACCAGACCAUCUUCAACAUGCAGCUGCACAGUAAGAUGAGCACCCGGCGAGUCUUCGUCAUCAUCGUCUUCAUCUGGCUCGUGGCCAUAAUCAUGGGUCUGGUUCCCACCAUGGGCUGGCACUGCCUAUGCAACCUGGACAACUGCUCCACCAUGGCGCCGAUGUACAGCCGCAGCUACCUGGUGUUCUGGGCCGUCCUCAACCUGCUCACCUUCUCCAUCAUGGUGGCCGUCUACACCCGGAUCUUCGUGUACGUGCGGCACAAGAGCAAGCAGAUGUCUCAGCACACCACGCAGAUGAGACACCGCGAGACAGUGUUCAACCUGAUGAAGACCGUCUCCAUGAUCCUGGCCAAGAACACGGAUGUUAUCAGAAGACAUGAAGCUGCAGGGUCACCUGUGAUGAUGAUCUUCAGGCUGAACGAUAACGCUCACAAAGAGGAGAGCAGGACCCACCAACGUGCAGCGAAGGCCUCAGAGACUCUUCACCUGUCCGGCCAAUGGCAUGCCGAUCCCAGCCCGGCGGAGAGGGCGAGUCUGAGUGACGCGCCGGACCGUCGCCUCUGCUUCCCGCCAAGACUCUUCUCUGAUCCCACAUCCAGCCGACGCUUCUCAACAUGGACACCUGACGGACGACACGGAGGGAUGCUACUACAACGCACCGUCAAUUCUUCUAGAUGA
This is a messenger RNA of Cottoperca gobio, 1666 nucleotides long. Its product is annotated as lysophosphatidic acid receptor 2-like. The transcript is spliced from 5 exons. NCBI's taxonomy places the organism in Eukaryota, Metazoa, Chordata, Actinopteri, Perciformes, Bovichtidae. The record is from RefSeq and is a predicted model, not a curated record. Gene Ontology annotation, cellular component: membrane. Gene Ontology annotation, molecular function: lysophosphatidic acid receptor activity. The coding region runs from base 587 to 1666 and encodes 359 amino acids. Gene Ontology annotation, biological process: G protein-coupled receptor signaling pathway.